Messenger RNA from Paraphaeosphaeria sporulosa, 1463 nucleotides. RefSeq lists its product as uncharacterized. Gene Ontology annotation, cellular component: small-subunit processome; nucleolus. Gene Ontology annotation, molecular function: small ribosomal subunit rRNA binding. The transcript has 5 exons. The coding region runs from base 150 to 1034 and encodes 294 amino acids. NCBI's taxonomy places the organism in Eukaryota, Fungi, Ascomycota, Dothideomycetes, Pleosporales, Didymosphaeriaceae. The record is from RefSeq and is a predicted model, not a curated record.
GACCACUCCAGCACGGCUGAGGAGACCCAUAACCCGGUCCCCGAAUAUCGCACGACACCGCGAAUUAUCGUUGGCUCCUGAUAUCUGUGCAGAGCCGUCUGCCGUCGGCAACUUACUUCCCGUCUUAGGAACGCUACACCUCCGGCAACAUGAAGCUCAAGCGCGCGAAAGCCUACCGGAAGCUCAUGCACCAGUAUGAAGUCACAUUUGGCUUCCGCAGUCCGUACCAGGUCCUCGUUGACGACCAAAUCCUCGAAGACUGCUGGCGCGGCAAAAUCCAGCUCCUCGAGCGGCUGCAGGGCUGUCUCCAGGGCGCCAUCAAACCCAUGGUGACGCAAUGCUGCAUGCGAGCGCUCUACAACGCGAAGCCCAAGAACGACGCGCUCAUCAAGUGGGCCCAAGACAACCUCGAGCGCCGCCGCUGCAACCACCACGAGCUCGAAGAGCCGCUCUCCGCGCUGGAAUGUCUCUCCGCUGUCAUCGACCCCAAAGACAGCAAGACAAAUAAACAUAGAUAUGUAGUCGCAUCACAGGAUCGCAAAGUGCGGGCUCAUCUCCGCACCAUACCUGGUGUGCCGCUUAUAUAUUUGGAACGCGCUGUCAUGAUUAUGGAACCGAUGAACACCGCCUCGGAAGAGCUAAGGGAGCGGGAGGAGAGGAACAAGUUCAGAUUGGGACUCAAAGGCCAACGCAACCCCGACCAGCCUCCAAAGAGGAAGCGCGACGACGAAGAGCAAGGUGCCGAGGAGCAGAACACGGAAGAAGCCAGGCCGCAGAAGAAGAAAAAGCAGAAAGGUCCCAAACAGCCUAACCCACUGAGCAUGAAGAAGGCCAAGAAGGAGGUUCCCCCAGGAAGCGCGACGAAGCCCAAGUCUACAGAACCAAAACCGCCCCGACCGGCAGCGGCAGACUCGACCGACCACCCCGCAGCGGACGGUGAAGAUGCAGGACCCCGCAAGCGGAAGCGGAAGCACAAGCCCAAGGGUGACGGUGACGCCGCAGCCAACGUCGACGCAGAGGCGGCAGCGGCCUGAUUUACGACUUCGAAUGCGUGUCCCUGGUCGCGAUAUAGCAUCUACAGGUCUAUGAGGAAGAUGCUUGGCGCAUGCGGUCGCCUUCAGACUGUGAAUGGUUAAAAGAAAGAACAUUCGCAGGCGUUAUUGGCACAUACCCAACACGCGGUAGACAGGAGGAGCUUUGAAGCCUGCGACACAACAAAUCGUGCCAUGUUAGGCCUGCUCCUAAGGAUAUCCUGUGGCCAGGGUUAGGUUAGAUAUCGCCCGCCAGGCUCAGUUCACACCUUCUUGCCCUGUGCAAGGAGGUCUGAAACCUUUGGCGGGAGAACCAGCGUACUACGGUCGUUACGCUUGACGAACUCGACGAUCGCCUCGGCUGUCUUCUCAGGGAGAUCUUCCUGGAGAAAGUGCCCAGCUGCAGGAAAGACUUGCAGCUGAAAUUUGCCU